Molecule: messenger RNA, 2326 nt
Organism: Triticum aestivum (bread wheat)
Lineage: Eukaryota; Viridiplantae; Streptophyta; Magnoliopsida; Poales; Poaceae
Product: ankyrin repeat-containing protein At5g02620
Exons: 3
Coding region: 107-2059 (650 amino acids)
Cellular component (GO): plasma membrane
Molecular function (GO): protein binding
Source: RefSeq, a predicted model, not a curated record
CGUUGCUCCAUUUUGACGGCCAUUCGCUAUAUAUAUUAUCCGGGUCGCAGGGCACGCCAUAGCCUCGCUACUUCAGGCGACGCCUCUGAUCCGAUCGGAGCAGUCCAUGGACCUCCGGCUCCGGCAGCACACCAUCCAGCUCGGUGCGACUCAUGGCGCAGCGGCGACGCAGCCGGGCGACGGUGGCGCGAUGAGCUCCGAGCUGUACCUCGCCGUGUGCGGGGGGAAGAAGGAGGAGGCCAUGGCGCUGCUUCGCCAGCUGCACCACGGCGGCUCUGCUGCGGAUGAUCGGGCUGCUGGCAUACACCUGGUGAGCGCAAAGAGGAACAAUGUUCUUCACUUAGCCGCGGAGCACGGGCGCGACGAGCUCAUCCAUCAUCUCGUCGGCUUCGGGGGGAAGAGUUUGCUCUCUGCCCAGAACUCUGCUCUCGACACGCCUCUGCACUGCGCGGCGAGGGCGGGGCAUUGCAAGGCCGUGUCUGCUCUCGUCCAGCUCGCGCUGGACUACGGAGACGAGAGCGCGCUGUGGUGCAAGAAUGCGGCUGGGGACACGGCCCUUCAUCUGGCAGCGAGGCUCGGCCAUGGCGUGGCGGUUGAGGCCAUGGUCUCGGCGGCGUCUGGGCUGGCCUCUGAGGUCAACCACGCGGGCGUUUCGCCGCUGUACCUGGCGGUGAUGAGCAGGUCGGUGCGCGCCGUCAGAGCGAUAACGACCAGGUGCAGGGACGCGUCGGCCGCCGGCCCGAGCUCGCAGAAUGCGCUGCAUGCCGCCGUCUUCCAGGGCUCAGAAAUGGUUAGCCUGCUGCUGGAGUGGAAGCCAUGCGGCCCAUCCCUGGCUAGCCAAGCGGACGACACGGGCAGCACCCCGCUCCACUUCGCCUCGUCCGACGGCGACCGCUCCGUCGUAGGUGCCAUCCUGAGCGCGACGCCGCCGUGCGCGGUGCGCGUGCGGGACUCUGGCGGCCUCUCUGCUCUGCACGUCGCGGCCGGGAUGGGCCACGCCCACGUCGCCAUGGCGCUGGUGGACGCCUGCCCGGACGCUGCCGAGCUCCAGGACGACAGCGGCGGAACCUUCCUGCACGCCGCGGCCAGGGGAGGCCACUCGGAGGUCGUGCGGCUCGCCAUCAAGAAGCCGAUGCUGGGCGGCGGCGGCCUCCUGAACACGCAGGACGGGGACGGCAACACGCCUCUCCACCUGGCGGUGGCCGCGCGCGAGCCGGCCAUCGCGGAGGCCCUGCUGUGGACGGGCCAGGUGCGAGCCGACGUGACGAACAACGACGGCCACACGCCGCUGGACCUCGCCGCGAGAUCAACCGAUUUCUACUCCAUGGUGAGCCUGGUGGUGACACUGACGGCAUUCGGAGCGCAGUUCCGCCCGCAGAGGCGGGACCACGUGCAGCGAUGGGACAGCCGCAACAUGACAAAGGCAAUCGAGAAGACGUCCGACAGCCUCGCGGUGGUCGCCGUCCUCGUCGCCGGCGUGGCCUUCACCGCCGCCAACAACCUCCCCGGGUCGUACGAGCAGGAGGGGAACACAAAUGGGAUGGCGGUCCUCCGGAGGAAGACCAUCUUCAAAUGCUUCCUCAUCCUGGACGGCGUCGCCCUGGUGACCUCCAUCCUCGCGGUGGUCCUGCUCGUCUACGGCAAGGCCUCGCGCUCCGCCCGGUCGUGGAAAAGCUUCGCGGCGGCGCUGCAUUGCAUAUGGGCGUCCCUGAUCAGCAUGCUCCUGGCGUUCUACGCGGCCAUAGCAGCCGUGACGAGCACCACGGGGGUCUACGACAUCAGGGUCUUCGUCGUGAAUCUCGUCCUCGUCGUGCUCUUCAUCGUGCUCUCCGCCUUCGUCAGUCCUCCGGUGUCGCACCUCAUAAUGUGCAAGUUCCUGUGGCAAUGUGGCUUCAGAGGACGCCAAGGUGGUGUCGUCCGCAGGCGUAUCAGCCAGCAGUAUCCAGUCGUGGGUGCUUUCGUCUUCAACCUGCUUCUAUUCAGGGCUGCGCAUUACGUUAUACUGUUUGCCGGCUUCAUCAUUGUCUCCACCCUGCGUGGCGGCUCCGACGUUCGUUAGAGCAUGCUCACUAGUGUAGCCAGCUGCUUGCUAUUUGUUCUUGUCAUGUUAUCUAUAUUUGAUCUUAUAGGUAGCAUAACAUGUAUAGUAGUCAUAGGUAUGUGCAGACGACUAGGACUUGGACUAGGACUUGGGUUCCAUGGUGUAUACGGACCUGUACGGCACCGCCUCAAUCUGUAAACAAUCGCUGCAUCUCUGUAAUAUAAAUAUAUGUCAAGGUGUACCCAACUGGGCACCACGCAUCAACCAAUCCAUCUCUGUUUUUUA